AUGCAAGUGAUUCCUGAAAGGUCGAAUGUGACAUUCUCGAACCCCAAAUACGUAUCCAAUCUGACAUUAAACAUUCGGCGGUACAGCAGGAAGUCUGCCUACUACAUCAACUUGAUGGGCAUUAACAAGCAAACCUGGACUAACAAUAUUACGGUCGAUGUUAAAAUCAACCAGUACUUGCACAAUGAGUACCGGCCCUCAUUCGUGGGCGGCCAAAUGAAGUUCUGCGACCUCAUCAAUAAGGAGCCCUUCAUUGGCGGCGCUUUGAAGAUCGCGGGCUUGGCAUGUCCCUUGCCUGCUGGCUAUCACGCUGUAAUGAACAUCACGGAGCCGCCGGCGACAGAAAAUUUCCCCUACGUGUUUCCCUUCGAGAAGGGCCGCAUAGAUUUCAUAGUGACCCUGAGCAGCACGGGCGAGCUAGUGUUAAAGGCUUUUAUCGAAGUUAGGUUCAAGCAAAAAUGAUUUAUUUGUAUUUAAAUAAUUCAAAUAAACAAUGUUGUCAGCAUCAG
This is a messenger RNA of Spodoptera frugiperda (fall armyworm), 509 nucleotides long. RefSeq lists its product as uncharacterized. The record is from RefSeq and is a predicted model, not a curated record. Lineage: Eukaryota; Metazoa; Arthropoda; Insecta; Lepidoptera; Noctuidae. The transcript has 3 exons. The coding region runs from base 1 to 462 and encodes 153 amino acids.